Vigna umbellata (rice bean) is the source of this 1675-nucleotide messenger RNA. RefSeq names its product protein DETOXIFICATION 21-like. Gene Ontology annotation, molecular function: xenobiotic transmembrane transporter activity; antiporter activity. The record is from RefSeq and is a predicted model, not a curated record. Gene Ontology annotation, biological process: xenobiotic detoxification by transmembrane export across the plasma membrane. Gene Ontology annotation, cellular component: membrane. Lineage: Eukaryota; Viridiplantae; Streptophyta; Magnoliopsida; Fabales; Fabaceae.
UGUUACUUAGUCUUACCUGGACUUAGAAAAAAAACUAAAAUAUAACGAGUGAAUGAGUUUCAUGUGAGUAGAAGAUUGGCAGCACCAUAGUAGAUCGGUGGAGAUGGAAGAAGAGGUAAAGGAGAAGCUUUUGCAUGAGCAAAAGGAGAAUUGUUUGGAAGAGGAAGAGUCAGUGGGGAAAAGGGUAUGGGAAGAAAGCAAGAAGAUGUGGGUGGUAGCAGGUCCUGCCAUAUUCACAAGGUUUUCAACUUUUGGGAUUGUGGUUGUUACUCAAUCCUUCAUUGGCCAUAUUGGUUCAACUGAACUAGCUGCAUAUGCUCUUGUUAUGACUGUUCUAGUCAGGUUUGCAAAUGGGGUAUUGAUUGGCAUGGCAAGUGCUUUGGAAACUCUUUGUGGUCAAGCAUAUGGAGCCAGAAAGUAUGACAUGCUUGGAGUGUAUCUUCAAAGAUCAUGGAUAGUGUUGUUCAUGGCCUCUAUAUUCCUUCUUCCUAUUUACAUCUUCACCACCCCUUUGUUGGAGGCUCUAGGCCAAGACAAAACCAUUGCUCGAGUUGCUGGAAGCAUUUCUCUCUGGUCAAUUGGCAUCAUAUUUUCUUUCACUGUGUCAUUCACCUGCCAAAUGUUCCUGCAAUCACAGAGCAAGAACAAGAUCAUUGCCUACCUUGCAGCAGUUUCAAUUUCAUUGCACGUUUUCCUGUCAUGGCUUCUAACUGUUCAGUUCAAGUUUGGGCUCAACGGUGCACUCACAUCCACACUUUUGGCAUAUUGGAUUCCAAACUUUGGCCAGCUUGUGUUUAUCAUGACCAAGUGCCCUGACACAUGGAAAGGUUUCUCAUUCUUGGCCUUCAAAGAUCUUUGGCCUGUUAUCAAACUUUCUCUCUCUUCUGGGGCUAUGUUAUGUCUUGAGAUCUGGUACAACACAGUUUUGAUUCUUCUUACAGGCAACAUGAAAAAUGCAGAAGUUUCCAUUGAUGCUCUGGCCAUAUGUCUCAACAUCAGUGGAUGGGAAAUGAUGAUAGCUCUUGGAUUCUUUGCUGCUGCUGGUGUUAGGGUUGCAAACGAGCUUGGAAGAGGGAGUUCAAAGGCUGCAAAAUUUUCCAUUCUGAUAACAGUUCUGACAUCAUUUGUGAUUGGAUUCGUUCUAUUUUUGAUGUUCCUGUUUCUGCGGGAAAGACUUGCUUAUAUUUUCACUACAGACCCUGAGGUGGCUAAUGCAGUUGGUGAUUUAUCACCAUUGCUCUCAUUUUCCAUCUUGAUGAACAGUGUUCAACCUGUGCUCUCUGGAGUUUCUGUUGGAGCUGGGUGGCAAAGCAUUGUUGCAUAUGUAAACAUUGGCUGUUAUUAUCUUAUUGGUAUUCCUGUUGGAGUGCUUCUUAAUCACUUUUUCCAUUUGGAUGUCAAGGGUAUUUGGAUUGGAAUGUUGUUUGGAACAUUUGUUCAGACCGUGAUGCUUAUUACGAUCACAUUGAAAACCAACUGGGACAAGCAGGUAGAGCUAGCUCGAAAUCGCGUUAACAAAUGGACAUUGGUGGAGAACGAAGAACCAAACACUAGACCAACCAUAUCUAGCUAAACUCUGUAUUUAGCUUUCAUGUUUUGAGCUAUCUCCAUCAUUUUUGUUUAAUCAAAGUUAAAACCAUACUUCAAUUGAUUUCCCAUAUAAAUUCAAGAAUCU